Cuscuta epithymum is the source of this 861-nucleotide messenger RNA. NCBI's taxonomy places the organism in Eukaryota, Viridiplantae, Streptophyta, Magnoliopsida, Solanales, Convolvulaceae. The record is from the annotation of a GenBank genome assembly.
ACCCAUCCAGCAGCUAGUUCUCGAUUUAUUAUCCGGCCAUGUCGGCGACGUUGAGUUUGAAGCUCUUCAUUGACAGAAACGCCAGGCCAAAGAAAGUCAUCUUUGCGGAGGCCGACAAAGCCUUCGUGGACUUCCUGGUCAACAUCCUCUCCCUCCCUCUUGCGGCGGUUUCCAAGCACCUCAACUAUGAGACCGGCGGCGGAUCCCUCGGAAAACUCCACCGAAGCGUCGUGAACCUCAGUGACACUCACCUUCACCCCACCAAGGCCAGGGGCCCCCUCUUGAAAAAAGGUGAUUCAUUACUAUCCACUUCUAUGCCUUUUCUCUUGACCGGCGACUUGUUUUCCGGCAACAAAUCGUACCAUUGUCCCCGUUGUGGACCUUGUGGUGGUUUGAUUUUUCCCAAGGGGAGUGCUACGAUUCAGGCCGAAGCAAUGGAGUCUGGAUAUGUGAAGGAGGGGAUGACGUAUAUGGUGUCGGAUGACUUGGAGGUGAAGCCGCUCUCUACGGUUAACAUCAUCAAUCUACUGAGUUCCUGCAAUAUUAUGAACAUUGAUACACUUGAGGUCAAAGAUGUUCCUUUUGGAAGUGAUAAGGCGCGACAGCUGCUGAGUACUGUUAUGUCCUCAAAAUCGGUUCUCAAUUCUAUGUUUCUCCCGCUGGCAGUGCCUCGGAAGGAAAAUGAUUUGUGAUGAAUUAAAAGGCACACCCAUUUUUUAUCGCUACACAUUUUGUAUGAUUUGUUAGAGAUUUCUUAGCCUCGGUUCUUUCUGAAUGAAAGAGAGACAUUGAUGCGCCUAUGGUUUUACCACAAAAAAGGCACACCCAUUUUUUAUAGCCAAGGCUUAGAGAAUUUAUGCU